Molecule: messenger RNA, 2011 nt
Organism: Marchantia polymorpha subsp. ruderalis
Lineage: Eukaryota; Viridiplantae; Streptophyta; Marchantiopsida; Marchantiales; Marchantiaceae
Source: the annotation of a GenBank genome assembly
AGAUUUUGAACUCAGGUCAGAUGGAAAAAGAGAACGUACCGUUCCAAUCAUUGCUCGUGCUAGAUGACGGGCCGACAUCUGUCUUUAUAUAUGUUUGCAUUCAACUACUCGUGCUUAAAUUCUUGGCAAGCCCAAAAGGAUGGAGAAACCGACCAAGCGGUACAAGGAUGAAAGGAAACGGCUAAGCACUCGCUAGCCCCAAGUAGUAUCACCAUUUGCGCUUGAAUUACAUUCUACAACAGUUUAACCCAACUUGUCGGUGAAUACACGCAUUGUCGUCACUUCGCAUAUGCUUGAUGACAUGAUAAUGUCUGAUCGAUGCACGUGUACGGCAAGCACUCCAGUUCUAUACUGGUCAACUGGCUACCCAAGACUUGCACAACACAAAGCGGCGUGGAUCGAGGGCAAGUAUGUAUGGUCAAACAUGCUUCAUCACAUAUAAAAGAGCUCCAGAAGCAACAAAGACAUCACUUGAGCCAUUCUGAUCUUUAACCAGUGUGAAAGAGGGAAGAAAGCUGUUACAGGAUUGCACAUUUCUGUCGUUCAAUUAUUUGAAGCGCUUUUUUCGCUGAGCGUAUUCCGGACAUAGCAACGAAGUCAAAAGAGCUGAAGUGAUGGAGAGGGUGAAUAUGAGAUUGGUGCUGUUGCUUUGCACUACUUCAUUCAUCUCUGUGGCCCAAGCCUCGAAAAUUUGGGAUGACUUCUACGUCAAUUUUGGUGACUGGAAUGUCAACUACAGCAACGAUAAUGCUGACAGUGGGAACAUCGUGGUGAACCUUGGUCUUGACAACACUAGUGGAUCUGGGUUUAGAUCCAGAUACCCGUUUCUUUACGGUCAUAUUGGCAUGAAACUGAAACUAGUCGGUGGAAAUUCGGCUGCUACGGUCACUUCAUUCUCCAUAAGUACAUACGUCCAGAUUGAAAUCGGCCGUUCUGACAAGGCAGUACUCAUCAUCAUUGGCAAUGAAAUGUGAAAUAGAAAUGUGUUUGUGUCUAUAGCAAGAUACAAUAUGUUCAUGUAUUGUUUUGAAGUUUUGUGAAUUUUUGAUCCUCUUCUCCACUCGGAGCAUAACACAUCUCAUCACCACAUUGUCCGGCGCGGGCUUGCAGCUUGAAUCGAUGUUUAAGAAUUGGUGUGAGUUGGACUUCUGAGUUUCUUGGAAACGUCAGUGGAGAACCAUACACCCUUCAGACGAAUGUUGUCGCUGAGGGCAAAGGUGACCGAGAGCAGCGCAUCUACCGUUCGAUCCCACCGAAGACUACCACUACUACGGCAUUUUGUGGAACCAGAAUCUGAACUUAUUUAUGGUCGAUGACGUGGUCAUCCGAGUCUUUCACAACAGCAAGGAUCUGGGAAUCCCAUACCUGGAUUACCAGCCCGUGUACGUCUUCUCCAGCAUCUACGAAGGAGGACUAUGGGCAACUCGCUGGGGUGCAGACAAGAUCGACUGGUCUGCAGCCAUUCAUCGCCUCGUACAAGGACUUAGACGUAGAUUCGUGCGCAAUUCACAGCGAAGGCAACGACAAGGAUGACUCGCACAGAUGUUACAACAAGUUGUACUGCAGCUGGUAUGGAGGUGCCGAUGCCGGAAAGCUGACGAACGAACAGAUCGACGACUUGAAGCGCAUCCAGUCCAAUUACGUCAUACACGACUACUGCACGGAUGCUCACCGCUUCCACGAGACACCUAAGGAGUGCGCUAGGAACUCGCCUCAGAGCUACCCAGCGAUUGGUGAGAUUGGGGUGUCGGAGGAAGUCUUGACGCCGCUGGACGAUUUCUCCAUCUUCAAACGAUGGUUACGGAAAAAACUGUCCAAUCGGUCGUAUGCUGUCGUGCAUCCAAUGCAAUUUUGAUGGCAGCAUAGUUUACGGACUUGAAGUUCAAGAACCUCGCGGGCGACGGGUUCGAAGUUUUGAAGAAAUAUUUUUGACACCUUUGACAAGGCCUACGAUAGUCUAAAAAUGAGUAAAUGAUUGAAAUAAAAAUUUCUUCACUCCAAAUGUUCAAGU